GGCGAUGGAAAAUUUUUGCCUGACAAAAUUAAGGAAAUUAGCAAGAAAUACUUGAGCAAUGAAGAAGACAUCGCCAAAUUUGCAACAGUUGUUGACACUUGCUCAGCAGGCCCUAACCAAUGAGGAAUUGGAGAAGAUCCACGCCUCAAUGCUGAAGUUCGUUGAAGAGUGCAGUGAAGAGCACGGUGUGUCAGUUGAUGAGUUGAAGGCAGCCAAAGAAUCUGGUAACGUCGAUUCAAUAGAGCCUUGUAUCAUUGGCUGCGUAUUUAAGAAAGCUAGUUUUAUUGAUGACGAUGGCAAAUUCCUGAGUGAUAAAGUAAAGGAGCACAGCAAGGAGUAUUUGAGCCAGGAGGACGAUCAGACGUUGUUUGGUACUAUUGUAGACAAAUGCGCUUCAGCAAAUGACGAAGAAGUAACCGAUGGAGACCCAGGCUGCGUAAGGUCCAAGUUGGUGUUGGAGUGCUUCAUCAAAAACAAAGGAGAGUUCAUAGUAUCAAGCUAAAACCAUUCUAAGAGAACACUGAGGAGAUUGCUGAUUACAAAGGACUAUUUGCCAAUGACUUAAAAAU
This is a messenger RNA of Achroia grisella, 569 nucleotides long. RefSeq lists its product as uncharacterized. The transcript has 5 exons. The record is from RefSeq and is a predicted model, not a curated record. Gene Ontology annotation, biological process: sensory perception of smell. The coding region runs from base 59 to 502 and encodes 147 amino acids. NCBI's taxonomy places the organism in Eukaryota, Metazoa, Arthropoda, Insecta, Lepidoptera, Pyralidae. Gene Ontology annotation, molecular function: odorant binding.